UUCCUGCACUAGCUAGAGGCUGAAUCAUCUAGAAGCGUGUGUUACCCAGUUAUUAUUUUUCUUUCAUAAUCAUCUUCUUUCCCCCACCCCCCCAAAAAAACAACUCACAUAGCGAUUGAAACAUGUCCAGGAGAAGGCACAGCGACGAGAACGACGGAGGUCAGGCCCACAAAAGAAGGAGAACAUCGGAGCCGAUUGAAAUCGAAGACCGCUUAGAGUCACUGAUAUGUCGUGUUGGGGAGAAGAGUACAUCAUCUCUCGAGAGCAACUUGGAAGGCCUUGCAGGUGUGUUGGAGGCCGACCUUCCAAACUACAAAAACAAAAUCCUGCGCAUUUUAUGUUCUGUUGCCCGCCUCCUACCUGAGAAGCUGACCGUGUAUACCACUUUAGUCGGCCUGUUGAAUGCCAGGAACUACAACUUUGGGGGCGAGUUUGUGGAGGCCAUGAUCAGACAACUGAAGGAAACGUUAAAGAAUAACUUGUACCAUGAGGCUGUUUACUUGGUGCGUUUUCUGUCGGACCUGGUCAACUGCCACGUGAUUGCUGCUCCUUCAAUGGUGGCCAUGUUUGAAAACUUUGUCAGUGUUACACAAGAGGAGGAUGUACCUCAGGUCCGGUCAGACUGGUUUGUAUAUGUGGUUCUGUCCUGUCUGCCCUGGGUGGGCAAAGAACUUUAUGAGAAGAAAGAUGUGGAGAUGGACCGACUUCUCAGCCAGAUCGAAGGCUACCUCAAAAGCCGAGUAAAGACACACGUCCCCAUGCUGCAGGUGUGGACAGCAGAGAAGCCCCACCCACAAGAGGAGUACCUGGACUGCCUUUGGGCUCAGAUUCAGAAGUUAAAGAAGGACCGCUGGCAGGAGCGCCACGUCCUGCGUCCAUACAUCGCCUUUGACAGCGUGCUUUGUGAGGCUCUGCAACACAACCUGCCCCCCUUCACCCCACCGGGCCACAUGCCUGACGCCCAGUACCCAAUGCCCCGGGUCGUCUUCCGCAUGUUCGACUACACCGAUGCCCCAGAGGGUCCUGUUAUGCCUGGCAGCCAUUCUGUGGAGAGAUAUGUCAUAGAGGAAAACCUGCAAUGUAUCAUCCAGACUCACUGGAGAGAGAGGAAAACAUGUGCUGCACAGUUACUGAGCUAUCCAGGGAAGAACAAGAUUCCACUCAACUAUCACAUUGUGGAGGUGAUCUUUGGAGAACUUUUCCAGCUGCCCUGUCCGCCUCACAUCGACGUCAUGUACACCACACUGCUCAUUGAACUCUGCAAACUGCAGCCAGGAUCCCUGCCACAAGUUUUGGCUCAAGCUACAGAGAUGCUGUACAUGAGACUGGACACCAUGAACACCUCCUGCAUCGACAGACUUAUCAACUGGUUUUCUCACCAUCUGAGCAACUUCCAGUUUAGAUGGAGCUGGGAUGACUGGUCUGACUGUCUGGCCGUUGAUCUGCAGAAGCCCAAACCCAAGUUUGUCAAAGAGGUUCUGGAGAAAUGCAUGAGACUUUCCUAUCACCAGAGGAUAGUGGACAUCGUACCUCCAACCUUCUCCGCACUGAUCCCAGCUGAUCCCAUCUUCGUCUACAAAUACAUGGAUGAGAGCUCUGCUUCGUUACCCGGCUACCCGGUAUCCAUCACCGUUUCAAACGCCAUCAAGAACCGAGCGUCCAACGAGGAGAUCCUGACUAUCCUGAAGGAGGUGCCCAACCCCAACCAAGAAGACGACGAUGACGAGGGUGAGACUUUCAACCCGCUGAAGAUCGACGUGUUCCUGCAGACUCUGCUUCAUCUGGCAGCUAAGUCCUUCAGCCACUCCUUCAGUGCCCUCGGCAAGUUCCAUGAAAUCCUGAAGGUCCUGACAGACAGCGAUGAGGGAAAACUCCACAUCCUCAGAGUUGUUUAUGAAGCCUGGAAGAAUCACCCGCAGAUGAUCGCUGUGCUGGUGGACAAAAUGAUCCGGACACAGAUCGUGGACUGUGCUGCUGUCGCUAACUGGCUCUUCUCUCAGGACAUGGCUCACGAGUUCACCAGACUUUUUGUCUGGGAGAUUCUCCACUCGACCAUCCGCAAGAUGAACAAACACGUGCAGAAGAUCCAGGUGGAGCUGGAGGAGGCCAAAGACAAACUGGAGAAACAGCAACAUAAAAAGCAGAGGGACAGCGGUGAUGACGAGGACAUGGAAAAGAACAGCGAGGACGAGGAGGGGCAGCUGGAGGAGCAGAUCGAGAGGCUACAGGAGAAGGUGGAGUCGGCUCAGAGCGAGCAGAAGAACCUCUUCCUCGUCAUCUUUCAGCGCUUCAUCAUGUUGCUGACGGAGCAUCUGGUUCGCUGUGAGACGGGCAGCGUCGACGUCAGCACGCCCUGGUACAAGAACUGCAUCGAGCGGCUGCAGCAGGUCUUCCUCAUGCACCAUGUGACCAUCCAGCAGUACAUGGGAACCCUGGAGAACCUGCUGUUCACCGCAGAGCUCGACCCCCACAUCCUCGCCGUCUAUCAGCAGUUCUGUGCCCUGCAGCUCUGAGACACACACACACAUACACACACACACACACACACAAUUGGAUACAAUGGAAUGUGUACCUGUGCUCACACAGUACCUGUGCUAAACAAACACAUUAGAAAGUUAGCAGCUCUUGCAUCAAGAAUCUCAUUUCAGUUUUUUUUUAUUUUUGACCUCUCUCUCGUCUUAUCGGUGCCAUCCAAAGUGUUUCUGUGCAACUACAACGGAGGACAUUUUUCGAAGUAGGAAUUUCAACAAGAGUCCGUUUUGAAAUAUACUCUGUAGUUAUGUUUUGAUUUUCUUUCAACCUGCUCGUGUUCUUAUGAAUGGGUCUUUUUAAAAACAGUGCUGACGAUGACAGAAGAGGAAGUUUCAGGUUGUUACGGAUUAACUCUGAAUCAAGAGAGCGCUCUACUUUUUUAUAUUUGUUUUAUGUGGAAUUGGGAAAGAAUUAAAACUCUACGGAGUCUU
Messenger RNA from Labrus mixtus (cuckoo wrasse), 2963 nucleotides. It is a transcript of the gene ncbp1, whose product is annotated as nuclear cap-binding protein subunit 1. The record is from RefSeq and is a predicted model, not a curated record. Lineage: Eukaryota; Metazoa; Chordata; Actinopteri; Labriformes; Labridae. The coding region runs from base 123 to 2513 and encodes 796 amino acids. The transcript has 23 exons. Gene Ontology annotation, cellular component: nuclear cap binding complex; nucleus. Gene Ontology annotation, biological process: mRNA export from nucleus; nuclear-transcribed mRNA catabolic process, nonsense-mediated decay; regulation of mRNA processing. Gene Ontology annotation, molecular function: RNA cap binding; mRNA binding; protein binding.